Molecule: messenger RNA, 1746 nt
Organism: Vigna unguiculata (cowpea)
Lineage: Eukaryota; Viridiplantae; Streptophyta; Magnoliopsida; Fabales; Fabaceae
Product: mitogen-activated protein kinase homolog NTF6-like
Biological process (GO): protein phosphorylation
Molecular function (GO): MAP kinase activity; ATP binding
Source: RefSeq, a predicted model, not a curated record
CACACGAUUCAAUUUCGAAAGAUAAUUCUGAUGAAGAACAACGAGGAAGAUUCGAACAUUUGAAAUUAAAUUUGAAAAGUCCAACGCCAAAAAGCAAAAGCCAUUGAAAUCACUGUGCGAAAGUGGACCUAAUAAUAAUCUUAUUCUGAAAACCUGAAUCCUCAAUUCUCACUCACUUUCCUUGCUCACUUCAGUGUGUGUGCAGAGAAACAAAAGGAAAUGGAAAACAACGCUGAAUCUGAGAAACCGAAUGGGAAAGGGAUUCCAGUUCACGGAGGCAAGUACUUGCGCUACAACAUCUUAGGCAACGUUUUCGAAGUCUAUGCGAAGUACGCACCGCCUCUUCAACCCGUUGGUAGGGGCGCAUACGGCAUCGUUUGCUGCGCGACGAAUUCGGAGACCGAAGAAGGAGUUGCGAUUAAGAAGAUUGGGAAUGCGUUUGACAACAGGAUCGAUGCGAAGAGGACGCUCAGGGAAAUCAAGCUUCUCUGCCACAUGGAACAUGAUAACAUAAUUAAAAUUAAGGACAUAAUUCGGCCAGCGGAGAGGGAGAAUUUCAAUGAUGUGUAUAUUGUGUAUGAGUUGAUGGACACCGAUUUGCAUCAGAUUAUACAGUCUAAUCAGGCUCUCACUGAUGAGCACUGUCAGUACUUUUUAUAUCAACUCCUGCGAGGAUUGAAGUACAUACAUUCUGCAAAUGUUUUGCACCGAGAUUUAAAACCAAGCAAUUUACUUCUCAACGCAAACUGUGAUCUCAAAAUAUGUGACUUUGGGCUUGCCAGAACAACCUCAGAGACGGAUUUUAUGACAGAAUAUGUUGUCACUCGUUGGUACAGGGCCCCUGAAUUGUUAUUGAAUUGUUCAGAAUAUACUGCUGCUAUUGACAUUUGGUCGGUUGGUUGUAUUUUAAUGGAGAUAAUCAGAAGGGAGCCUUUAUUUCCUGGUAAAGAUUAUGUUCAGCAGUUGGCCCUUAUAACUGAGUUAUUAGGUUCACCAAAUGACUCGGAUCUUGGGUUCCUCAGAAGUGAUAAUGCAAAGAAAUAUGUUAAGCAGCUUCCACAUAUAGAGAAGCGGUCUUUUGCUGAGCGGUUUCCUGAUACGUCCCCGUUAGCAAUUGAUCUUGCUGAGAAAAUGUUGGUCUUUGAUCCCUCCAAGCGAAUAACUGUCGAAGAAGCACUAAAUCACCCAUAUAUGGCAAGUCUUCAUGAGAUCAACGAGGAGCCCGUUUGCCCAACUCCUUUCAUCUUUGAUUUCGAACAGACAACUCUUAACGAAGAAGACAUAAAGGAGCUCAUAUGGAGAGAGUCUCUAAACUUCAGCCAGGAUCAGAUGUUGGAAUAGCCUCGGGCCUUGACAAAAUAGGUUUUUAUAUGGAAUUUCAUUAUUCAGGUUUGGAGUUGGGUGGUAAAGGUUCUAUUUCUAUCAAACAUGUUAUAAAUUGCUUUAUUAGGUUUGGAGUUGCAAGUGCAGCAUGUGAUUCUGUAAUGGAAGUGGUGAGGGAGAUAGGUUCUCCCAUUCCAGUUGUUGCCUUGAGAGGGCAACUUUCAUUUACCUUUUUUAUUUCUUUGAGAGGAUUAUGGUACCCACAAAGCGUUGGUGCUUGUUAUGCAUAAGAGGGGCAUAUGCUUCCAAGGCCUAAGCCUUUGUCUUUUUGGCUUUGCAUUGUAUAAAUAUCCAAAUAUAGUAGUUACACAGAAGUUAUUGAAGAUAAGCCACAAUAUAGUGGUUUUUAUUUUUGGGUGGUUA